Messenger RNA from Triticum urartu, 1251 nucleotides. NCBI's taxonomy places the organism in Eukaryota, Viridiplantae, Streptophyta, Magnoliopsida, Poales, Poaceae. The record is from RefSeq and is a predicted model, not a curated record.
AUGGCGGUCUUGCCGACUCCCGCGGCUCCGACGAGUGCGGCACAGUUCUUGGUCCGGCGGCAGAGGAUGCAGAUGACGCGGUCGAUCUCGUUGUCGCGGCCGAUGACCGGAUCAACACUGUUGGCGUCCAAGAUGGUGAGUCUGAAGGGGAACCGAGGCAACAGAUCGGCGUCUACGUUGUAUAACUUCCACGCAGACCAGACGAAAGCUGCGCCGGAGAGGAUCGCGGCCACCUCGUCCUUCCGCAACAUGUUUGACGUGCCGAAGAAGAAAGAGCAGCCGCGGAAGAAGAAUUGUUCUGUUGGAUUCGAUCGAUAUAUUGCACCCUACGCACAGACAGAUAGGGUUCUCAGCGGGCAUGCCGCCGAGGGGAGGAUCCACUCCAGCAUCUCCCAUGGCGCCGCUCCUCUCCGGCGACUCCCGCGCCGCGGCCAUGGCAGGAGGGGAGGAGCCCGAAACCCUCAGGUCCGUAGCGGCGCAUGCCUCGGCGGCUGGUCCUCGUUCAAGGUGGCGACGCGGCUCAGGUUGGCCGGGCACCGCGUCAGCACGCCUGACCUGGCGGCGUCGGGCGUCGACCCCAGGCCGCUACGCGAGGUGCCGACGUUCCGCGACUACACCAAGCCGCUGUUGGACCUCCUGGAGUCCCUCCCGCCCGGCGAGAAGGUGGUGCUCGUCGGCCACAGCCUCGGCGGCGUGAACGUCGCCCUCGCCUGCGAGCUGUUCCCGGAGAAGAUCGCCGCUGCGGUGUUCGUUGCCGCCUUCAUGCUGGACCAUAGGUCGCCGCCGUCGUACGUGCUUGAAAAGUUCAUGGAGGGGAGAACGCUGGACUGGAUGGACAAGGAGUUCAAGCCUCAAGAUCCCGAGGGCAAGCGACCUACUUCCAUGCUGUUCGGGCCGCUGGUCACUCGAGCAAAGUUCUUCCAGCUGUGCUCGCCGGAGGACCUCACGCUGGGAAGAUCCCUGAUGAGGGUCAGCUCCAUGUUCGUGGACAACCUGAGGCUGCAGCCGCCGUACACGGAGGCCCGCUACGGGUCUGUGCCGGCAUCUCCGCUUCAGGUUGGCCUGAUCGUGGUUACAUCUUCAUUCCCUGAAUUGUUUGCCUGGACUCACAGUUUGAUGUACAUGAAGGCCGGGAGCGCCAACGCGCACCUCACGCAUAUUUUGACUGAUUCAUUGUUGGUGAACUUGCUGUGUGGUGUUGGCUUUUAUUCUGUACCUUACAUUGACAGUGUGAUUAACCAGGCAGCAUGA